Messenger RNA from Beta vulgaris subsp. vulgaris (sugar beet), 3812 nucleotides. Its product is annotated as protein transport protein SEC24 B. The coding region runs from base 243 to 3482 and encodes 1079 amino acids. Gene Ontology annotation, molecular function: SNARE binding; zinc ion binding. The record is from RefSeq and is a predicted model, not a curated record. Gene Ontology annotation, cellular component: endoplasmic reticulum exit site; COPII vesicle coat. The transcript has 25 exons. Lineage: Eukaryota; Viridiplantae; Streptophyta; Magnoliopsida; Caryophyllales; Amaranthaceae. Gene Ontology annotation, biological process: intracellular protein transport; endoplasmic reticulum to Golgi vesicle-mediated transport; COPII-coated vesicle cargo loading.
UGAGCAUGUUUCUUACAUCUUUCAACGGACCCUCCAAAGUAUGUACCAUUUGAUCGAAGCAUAGAUCACUCUCAAUUUUCGCUCCUCAGCCAUUCUAAAACCUUGUUUAGGUUACAAAUUUCCCUAAUUUUCUUUCUUCAAUCUUCGCAUUUGCGUCAAUCAGUUUGUCUUUAUCAGUUCUGCAAAGGGACGGCGAUAUCUGUUUGAAGUUUUGAGGGGAAAUACUAGUUUUUUUUGGUGCAAUGUCGGCUCCUGUACAGCCAGGGGCAUCUAGACCCAACACCCAACGACCGGUUGGACCACCGGCUGGUUAUAUUCCUAAUUUUCCUAGAGGUCCAGAUGCUUCAUUGUCACAAAACUUCCAGAAUUUGCAGCUUAAUCGACCACAAAAUGCUCCAGUGCCACCUUUUGGUGGGCCUAGUAGGCCGCCCCCUUUUGGCCAAAACCCAUCACCUUUUUCAGGACUUUCGCCUGUAUCUAGGCCGGGACCCCCGCCACCUGGUGUUGUUCCUAGGGGCGUGGUAACCCCUGGUGGACCUCCACAAAGUACGAUGCCAUCCAUUAUGGGACCCGGUAGACCUUCAGGUCCUAUGCCUGGUCAGCCUCCUUUCGCCUCUAGAGGUCCUCCUCCUGGGUCUCAUCCUCCAGGUGUAUCUCCCCCUCCCUUUCAAGGUUCACAACCUAUACCCCAGCAUUUAAGUGCUCGCCCUUCUGGCUUUGGAUCUUCACCAGCAACGACAGGUCCACUUCCUUCCUCCUCCACUCAACCACGGCCCAUCAGCAAUGGGCCUCCAUUCUCAUCUGGAGCUUUUCCUGGCAGGCCUCCUGUUGAAGGAGCGCAGCAAUCUUUCGUAGGAGGGCCCCCACCUUCUGGAAUGCAGCCUCCCAUGAUGCAUCCUUAUCAAGGAAGUCAGCGUGCUAGUGGUCCACCUGCUCCUCCAAUGGAUUCUCUGUCAGGACCAUCACAACCAGCAUCUCCUUUUUCCGUUGUACCACAACGUGGUCAACCACCAUCCGGCUCUACUUUCGGGCAACAACCAUGGCAGACACAACCGCGUCAGUUGGCUCCUUCCUCAUUGUCCAGUUCUGUGCAACCACCAAUGAUGUAUGGAAUGCCACCACCAUUAGCUAGCCAAAGCAUGGCUACAAUGCCACCUGCUAUCAGUCAUAUUGGAGGUCCGACAGCAUCAAAGGUUGAUCCCAACCAAAUUCCUCGCCCCAUUCCAAGCUCAACAGUUAUCUUGUAUGAGACUCGUCAGAGCAAUCAGGCCAAUCCUCCUCCGCCUGCUACAAGCGAGUAUAUUGUUACAGACACAGGAAAUUGUAGCCCUCGCUACAUGAGGUGUACUUCAAGUCAGAUCCCAUGCACUAGCGAGGUUUUGGCAACAUCUGGGAUGCAGUUGGCUUUGCUUGUUCAACCCUUUGCUCUUCCUCAUCCAUCUGAGGAGCCCAUCCAGGUUGUUGACUUUGGGGAAAGAGGUCCUUUGCGAUGCUCUCGCUGCAAAGGCUACAUAAACCCUUUCAUGAAGUUUAUCAAUCAGGGACGUCAAUUCAUCUGCAACUUGUGUGGAUUUACUGAUGAAACUCCACGUGACUACCAAUGCAAUCUUGGGCCUGAUGGUCGGCGUCGAGAUGCUGAUGAAAGGGCUGAAUUAUGCAGAGGAACAGUCGAAUUUGUUGCAACAAAAGAAUACAUGGUGCGUGAUCCAAUGCCUGCAGUGUUCUUCUUCCUUGUUGAUGUUUCCAUGAAUGCCAUACAAACUGGUGCGACUGCAGCUGCUUGUAGUGCUAUCAGUCAAGUUAUUGCUGAUCUCCCAGAAGGUCCUAGAACUAUGGUGGGAAUCGCAACAUUUGACUCAACGAUACAUUUUUACAAUCUAAAACGUGCACUGCAGCAGCCACUGAUGCUCAUAGUUCCUGAUGUACAAGAUGUCUAUACUCCUCUAGAGACUGAUAUCAUAGUUCAACUUUCCGAGUGCCGUCAACAUUUAGAGCUAUUGCUGGAAAGCAUUCCAACCAUGUUUCAGAGUAAUAUGACUGCUGAUUCGGCCUUUGGUGCUGCAGUCAAGGGGGCAUACUUGGCAAUGAAGAGCACUGGAGGAAAGCUUUUAGUCUUUCAAUCAGUCUUACCAUCAAUUGGCAUUAGCAACCUUUCUGCUAGAGAAGCUGAAGGUAGAGCAAACAUAUCUGCUGGAGAUAAGGAGGCUCAUAAGUUGCUUCAGCCUGUGGACAAGACUUUGAGAGAAAUGGCUUUAGAGUUGGCUGAAUAUCAGGUCUGCGUUGAUGUGUUUCUUACUACCCAAUCGUAUGUGGAUAUUGCUUCUAUCUCUCUCUUGCCAAGGACUACUGGGGGACAGGUUUAUUAUUAUUAUCCUUUCUCGGCACUCUCUGAUAAUGCCAAGCUAUGUAACGAUCUUAGAUGGAAUGUAUCAAGGCCACAGGGUUUUGAAGCUGUGAUGCGUGUGCGCUGUAGCCAGGGCCUGCAAGUCCAAGAAUACACUGGAAACUUCUGCAAGCGUAUUCCAACAGAUGUUGAUCUUCCUGCAAUUGACUGUGAUAAGACUAUAAUGGUAACCUUAAAACAUGAUGAGAAACUACAAGAUGGUGCAGAAUGUGCUUUUCAGUGUGCCAUUCUUUACACCACUGUGUAUGGUCAAAGAAGAAUCAGAGUUAUGAAUCUCUCUCUCUCAUGUACAAGUACGCUACCUAAUCUAUUCCGCUCAGCUGACUUGGAUGCUCAAUUCACAUGUUUCUUGAAGGAAGCUGCAAGUGAAAUUCCCACUCUUCCACUCUCACAAGUCAGGGAGCAUGCAACAAAUCAUUGUGUCAACAUUCUGCAUGCAUAUCGAAAAUUUUGCUCAACAGUCCAAUCUUCUGGCCAACUCAUUCUGCCGGAGGCACUCAAACUGCUGCCGUUAUACACCCUUGCACUAACUAAAAGUACCGGAUUGAGAACUGAUGGAAGAAUAGAUGAUCGGUCGUCUUGGAUGACUUAUGUUUCUUCAUUAUCUGCGCCUCUGGCAGUUCCAUUGGUGUAUCCUAGGCUGAUCUCUGUCCAUGAUCUUUUUUCUAAGGAAACGGAUGGCUCCCUUAUUCCAUCUCCGCUACCGCUUUCUAGUGAAAACAUCAGUGAUGAUGGAAUUUACCUUCUUGAGAAUGGGCAAGAUGCUUUAAUUUAUAUCGGGAAUUCUGUGAACUCUAAUCUUCUGCAGCAAUUGUUUGGCUUUUCAUCAGUAGCGGAAAUCCCUACUCAGUUUGUGCUGCAACAACAUGAUAAUGCACAAUCAAAGAAGCUAAAUGAAGUCAUUAAUGAGAUACGACGUCAGAGAUAUUCCUAUCUACGCUUAAAAUUGUGCAAGCAAGGAGACCCUUCAGGAAUGUUGUUUUCAUCAUAUAUGGUAGAAGACAAGACUCCAAUGGGUUUAUCCUAUGUUGAGUUUCUCGUACAUAUACAUCGGCAGAUACAGAAUAAAAUGGAUUAACCAAUGUAGAUACCUGAUUUACGUGUACGAAUAGAGACAGUCAUCAGGCAUGUGAAGUAAAGGAAAGGAGGACAAAUGAAUGCCUCAGGCGGGAACUAGUUAGAGUGAGGAUAUUGUGGUGGUUUUUAAAAAUUAAGCAUUUGGUAAUAUUGUUUUUCCAAUUUGUGCUUGUAAUAUCUCGCAUGCCAUGAAUUAAUAGUGGUAGAAUCAGAUGAUCUUUCCUUUAAUUCGAUUGAGGAUCCAUCAUCCUUGUAAUUUUAACUACAGAAUUCGAGUUUUUGCACAGAACGGCGUUUAUAGGUGAAGCUUUUAUCAGUUUUUAGUGCAGCA